This is a messenger RNA of Salpingoeca rosetta, 4953 nucleotides long. RefSeq names its product myosin. The transcript is spliced from 23 exons. Gene Ontology annotation, biological process: actin filament organization; vesicle transport along actin filament. Lineage: Eukaryota; Choanoflagellata; Craspedida; Salpingoecidae. Gene Ontology annotation, molecular function: ATP binding; microfilament motor activity; actin filament binding. Gene Ontology annotation, cellular component: vesicle; actin cytoskeleton; cytoplasm. The coding region runs from base 320 to 4384 and encodes 1354 amino acids. The record is from RefSeq and is a predicted model, not a curated record.
GGUUUUUUUUUGUGUUCGUUGUGGGCCAAAACGGAACAUACACAGCUCUGCCUUUGCUUCUGCUUCUUGCUGAGGUGCCACCAACCAACUCCAACGAACCAAACACCAACCAACCAACGAUUGUUGACUCUUGUCGGUCAGUAACGAGAGAGAAGACACGCACUCACGCACAACCAACACGAAGGAAGAGAGACGCAAGGCUCCCCCCCCGUGUGCUCGCCCCGACAAGUAGCAGGCAGCAAGGCGUUGUUGUGAGUAGUAGCACCAACGCGACCGGCAGUGCCACUGAACCACAGCAGCCACAGCAGCUACAGAAACAAUGACAGAUCAGGUGCUCAAGUACCUGCGCAUCCCAGCCAGCUCUCGCCAGGGGUACGAGGACUCCUCGGCAUGGGCUGCCAAGCGGCUGGCUUGGAUCCCAGAUGAGAAAGAAGGCUUUGUCUUGACCGCCAUCAAGUCUGAUGAGGGCGAGGAAGUCACAUGCCAGCGCGAGGACACGCGUGAAAUGGUCACGGUGAGCGCGGAUGAUGUGCAGAAGGCCAACCCACCCAAGUUCAACAAAGUGGAGGACAUGGCCGAGCUCACCGUGCUGAACGAGGCAUCUGUGCUCUUCAACCUGCGCGACCGCUACCACGCCGACCUCAUCUACACAUACUCUGGGCUGUUUUGUGUGGUGGUGAACCCGUACAAGAACAUUCCCAUCUACAACGACGACGCCAUCAAGCUGUACAAGGGCCAGAAGCGCGACGCUGUGCCGCCGCACGUCUUUGCCAUUGCCGACCUCUCCUACCGCAGCAUGCUCCAAGAUCGUGAGGACCAGUCCAUUCUCUGCACUGGCGAGUCUGGUGCAGGCAAGACGGAGAACACGAAGAAGGUCAUCCAGUACCUUGCGAGUGUUGCCGCCACCACGCGCCGCGACCCGGACACGCUGGCCAUGUUCGCCUCCGACGCAGCAGCAGGCAGCACCAUGGGCAAGGGCGAGCUCGAGCGCCAGCUGCUGCAGGCCAACCCCAUCCUGGAGACCUUUGGCAACGCAGGCACCAUCAAGAACGACAACUCCUCCCGCUUUGGCAAGUUCAUCCGCAUCCACUUUGAUGCUGCUGGCUUCAUCAUUGGCGCGACGAUUGACACGUAUCUGCUUGAGAAGUCUCGCUGUGUGCGCCAGAACGAGAGCGAGCGCACAUUCCACAGCUUCUACCAGCUCCUCCGCGGCGCAGACGCAAAGUACAUCUCGGAGCUGCUGCUCGAGGACAUCAGCAAGUACGAGUUUAUCAGCAACGGCGACAUGCACCUGCACCACGUGGACGACGGCAAGGAGUUUGCAGACACAAACGAGGCAUGCCGCAUCAUGGGCAUGACUGACGAGCAGAUUAUGGACGUGUGGCGCGUCGUCUCUGCCGUCAUGCUCAUUGGCAACAUUGAGGUCAGCUCCCAGCGUCGUGGCGGCGAGCAGGCCGUCAUCAAGGACGACUCAGUGUGCCAGAAGGUGUGCCACCUGCUCGGCAUCAACGUGCUGGACUUCACGCGGUCCUUGCUGAAGCCAAAGGUCAAGGCGGGCCACGAGUUUGUGCACAAGCAGCAGACGAAGGAGCAGGUUGACUUUGCCAAGGAGGCCCUCGCCAAGGCGACCUACGAGCGCCUCUUCCUCUGGAUCGUCAAGCGCAUCAACAAGACGCUGGACCGCAACAUCCGGGAUGCGCGCACGUUCAUCGGCAUCCUUGAUAUUGCAGGGUUUGAGAUUUUCAAGGUGAACAGCUUUGAGCAGCUGUGCAUCAACUACACCAACGAGCGCCUGCAGCAGCUGUUCAACAGCCGCAUGUUCCAGCUGGAGCAGGACGAGUACCAGAAGGAGAACAUUGACUGGGAGUUUAUUGACUUUGGCCUUGACCUGCAGCCCACCAUUGAUCUGAUUGAGCGCAAGGGCAUCCUGCCCCUCCUCGACGACGAGUGCUUCUUCCCCAAGGCCACAGACCAGUCCUUUGUUGACAAGGUUGUGAAGCUGCUCGGUGACGACGAGAAGCUGAGCAAGCCUGCGCUGCGCGAGGACUGCGACUUUGCUGUCGUGCACUACGCCGGCCGUGUGCCGUACCAGGCUGCCGGCUGGCUGGUCAAGAACAAGGACCCGCUCAACGACAACGUCACUGCGCUGCUCGCCAAGUCUGGCAACGCGUUUGUGGCCACGCUGUGGAGCGACAUGUUCUCUGGGUCGCUUGCCUCUGCCAACCGCACGCGCAAGGGCGCCUUCCGCACGGUCGGGUUCAUCUACAAGGAGAACCUCAACCACCUCAUGGACACCCUCAACCACACCACGCCCCACUUUGUUCGCUGCAUCAUCCCCAACCACGAAAAGAAAGCAGGCAAGAUUGAUGCGCCGCUUGUGCUUGACCAGCUGCGGUGCAAUGGUGUACUUGAGGGCAUCCGCAUUUGCCGCAAGGGCUUCCCCAACCGCAUCCUCUUCCAGGAGUUCAAGCAGCGCUACUCCAUCCUCGUCCCAGAGGCCAUCCCUCGCGGCUUCACGGACGGGCGCCACGCGUGCGAGAAGAUGGUUGAGGCGCUGAACCUGGAUGCGCAGUCGUACCGCAUUGGCCUGACGAAGGUGUUCUUCCGCGCCGGGAUCCUUGCACAGCUUGAGGAGCAGCGCGACCUCAAACUCUCAAAGAUGAUCAUUGGGCUGCAAGCGUUCUGCCGCGGGUACCUUGCUCGCCGCUACCACGGCGCCCUCCUCCACGGCUCCAACGCGAUUCUUGUGAUUCAGCGCAAUGCGCGUGCGUACAUGAAGCUGCGCUCGUGGGCGUGGUGGAAGCUGUUCACCAAGAUCAAACCCCUGCUCAAAGUUGCUCGCGGCGACGAGGAGCUCCGCCUCUUGCGUGAGGAGCUCGAGGAUGUGAAGCAGCAGCUUGAGCGGUCUGAGCUUGCGCGAAAGGAGGCCGAGGCACGCAUUGAGACGCUGGAGAUGGAGAAGAAAGAGCUCAACCAGCAGCUGGAGGCAGACAAUGUCGCCCUCACAGACGCAGAGGAAGUCCGCUCCCGCCUCGUCUCAAAGAACAACGAGCUGCUUGAGGAUCUGCAGUAUGUUGAGCAGCAGCUUGAUGAGCAGAUGUCGACGACCGAGAAGCUGCUUGCGGAGAAGAAGCACCUGAUCGAGGAGCUGGAGGACCUGAAGAAGGACCUUGGCACGGCCAACCUCAACGAGGCGCGGAUCUCGCGGCUUGAGGAGCAGCUGGAGACGGUGCGCAAGCAGCUGGACGACCAGACGGCCGCCAACCAGGAGCUGGAGGAGCAGCGCAAGAAGCUGAACAAGGAGCUCAACGACGUGCGCGCCGACCUGGACCAGGCGCUUGCCCAGAAGUCCAAGGCGCAGAAGGCGCACAAGAAGCUUGUCUCUGAGCUCGAGGACGCCACAGUGGAGCUGGACCACAGCCGCUCGCAGAUUGCGCAGCUGACGGCACACCAGCGCAGCUUUGACAAGCAGCUCAACGACGAGCGGGGCCGGUACGAGGAGCUUGCCAAGGAGCGCGACGCCCUGCAGAGCCAGAACAGGGAGCUCUCAACCAAGGUGCUGACGCUGAAGAACGAGCUUGAGGAGGCGACGGACCGCUGCGAAUCAACGGAGAAGGCAAAGAAGCGGCUCCAGGACGAACUCGACGACCUCGUCAGCAGCUCGAACGACGCUGCGCAGGCGGAGCUUGAGGCGGCGAAGCGGACGCUGCAGAUCACGGUGGACGAGCAGAAGCAGCAGAUUAUCGAGCUCGAGGACGAGCUGCAGCUCGUGGAGCAGGCCAAGCUGCGCCUGGAGGUGAACAUGAGCGCCAUGGAGAAGAAGAUGAAGGAGGUGGACCAGACAGCCAUGGAGGAGGAACACAAGAAGCUGAAGCAGCUCAACCGGCAGAUUCGCGUGCUGGAGGAGGAGCUCGAGAACGAGCGGCGCAUCAGCUCCAAGACCUCUGCGGAGAAGAGGAAGCUUGACCUGGAGAUGGCCGACUUGAAGGAGCGAUUGGAGGAGGAGCAGCGCGGCCGCACCCGCGACUCGCGCGCCGUGAAGAAGCUUGAGAAGCGCAUUGCCCUGCUGUACGAAGAGCGUGAGGAGGACUCCAAGCUGGCAGAGUCGUCCUCUCAGGAGGCAGCAAAGCUCAGGGAGAAGAUCAAGAAGCUCCAGGCAGAGCUCGACACCGCCGAGGACGAGGUGACGUCGUCGAUGGCCAAGGCGCGCCGUGCCGAGCGGGAGGCACAGGAUAUGCAGGAGUCGCUCGCUGUUCUGCAGGAGGAGAACACGAAGCUCCGCUCCAUGCUGCGCAGGGCCCGCCUCCGCAGGGAGGAGCUCGUCGGCGACACGGAGCAGGUGCUGGACACGACGCUGUCCGAGUCUGUUGUUGAUGACGAGUGAACGCGUUCAUUGUUCCCCAGCAGCAGACUUGGCUGCUGCUGCGCUGAUUUCCUUACAGUUCAGGGCGUUGUCUGUUUGGUUGGUUGCUUGGUUGUCUGUUUGUUGAUUCGUUUGUUCGACGUGUUGGUGUGAUGUGGCGCUGUUUUCUCACGCGUGACGCCAGUGCUGCUUGCUUCACGUUUCAUAUCCGCGCAUAAUCCGUGUCUGCAUAUGUCCCCUUUUCCCUUCCCAAUCGUGCACGUGAACUCUUGCCUGUACUAUCGUCUGCUGUCUGCUGUCUGCUAUUGCCUACUUGACGUGGUUGUUGUCCUCGAGUGUUGUUACUCUUCACCCCUUUGCUCUUGCGUGUUUCAUUUCAUGUUGUGCUUUGCCGUUUCCAUCUGUUGCUCGUUUCGUCGUUGCGUUCUUUUUUUCCCCUCCCCACACCCACACACCCAAGCUGUUGAUACAACGCACAUGUUGUUUGUGCUUGUUCAGCAACAAGACAGAAAGUCGUUUGACACCUCCCAUCUCCUUGCAAUACACAGAGAAUCGAAUGUCUUGUGCUGCCAUCACGAGUGAUGCCUGAG